Messenger RNA from Prorocentrum cordatum, 720 nucleotides. The record is from the annotation of a GenBank genome assembly. Lineage: Eukaryota; Dinophyceae; Prorocentrales; Prorocentraceae.
GACGGGGGCGGCAGCGAGGCUCGGCGGGCCGCGAGAGGCAGGCUCGGCGGCGCGCUCGCUCCGCCUCGGGGGCACGCCGAUCCCCGCCGAGUGGGCGUGGACGAGCAGCACGUCGAGGUGGCGCAGCACGCCGAGCAGCGGCUUCGCGGUGCCGAAGGCGGCCAAGGCCGGGGCGCUGCUGCGGCCGUGGCCGGCGUGGCCGGGCCCACGGUCGCGGCAGAGGAGCCGAGCAGACCGGAGGCGCACUGCGGUCUGCUGGGCGAGGCCGUCGUGGUGGCGGCCUUCGUGGCGGCGGCGCUGGAGGAGCUCGUCGUGGCGGCGGGCUUCGGGGCGGAGGGGGCGCGCACCGUUGCAGGCGCAGCUCGGGGCGCUGGAGCAGCUCAUGGCGCGGAGGCCGACGAGCAGGGGAACGAGAACAGUGCCAAACACAUCGGGCAGACCGCGGGGGUGCUGCUGGCGCAGCUCGCGGAGGGCAGCGCCGAGGCGCCGUGCGACGAGAGGACGAGCUGGGAGGAGGUGCUGGCGGUGCCGCUGGUGGAGGGCGGCACCACGGUGCCGCACGCGGAGGAGCCCACGGCGCAGCCUGGGGAGGGCAGGCGCCGAGGCGCCGUGCGCUGCCGGUGCAAAUUCCUGGAGGCGCCGACGGUGCAGCUCGCGGCGGGCGGCGCCGUGGUGCCGAGCGUGCUCGAGAGGACCGCGGAGGUGCCGACGGUGCAGCUC